CCGCCCCUUCCCCGUCCUCGGAACCUUUCCUUUCUGAGUAACAAAAUCCCCCUCCCCCUUUUGCCUCCCCGGAAAACACAUCCAUCUCCUCCCUCCCUCCCUCCACCAGAUUAAGCCUGCCCGCCCGCCCGCCGCUGUGCUCCUCCGAGAUCCUUCCUAGAUCCGUCCGUCGAUCCAUGGCGCCGUCGUCGCCGGCGGCGGCGGCGGCGGUGGCGGCCGAGGGAGACGAGCAGCAGCAGCAGAUCGUGGUGGCCGCGGCGGCGGCGGCGGCGGCCAAGAAGGGCGGCGGGAAGAGGGGCCGGCGCGAGAUGCGGCGGAUCGAGGACGCCACCAGCCGGCAGGUGACCUUCUCCAAGCGCCGGAGCGGGCUGCUCAAGAAGGCCUUCGAGCUGGGCGUCCUCUGCGACGCCGAGGUCGCCCUCAUCGUCUUCUCCCCCCGCGGCCGCCUCUACGAGUACGCCUCCGCGCCAGAUUUGCAGAAAACGAUUGAUCGCUACCUGAACCACACAAAAGGUACAUCUACCAAUGAGAAAACUGUUGAGCAACCAGCUGCUGGCGUCCAGAUGUGUAGAUCGGAAGCUACGGCCUUGAAGCACAAGAUAGACGCAAUUGAGGCAUACCAGAGGAAGCUAUCUGGAGAAGGACUGGGGUCCUGUUCGGCCCAUGAGCUGCAAGAGCUGGAGCUGCAGCUGGAGAAGAGCCUAAGCUGCAUCCGGCAAAAGAAGCAACAGAAAAUGCUGGAUAAAAUCUUGGAGCUGAAGGAGAAGGAGAGAAAGCUGUUGACGGAGAACUCGGUGCUCCGCGAGGAGUACAAGGCGCUGCCUCUGCUAGAGCUGGCCACUGCUGCUGCUGCUGAAAGAUCGCCUGACGGCGCCGGAGCUGAAGAAGCUGAGGAGGACGAGCGGCGGCGGCAUUACAUGGAAGUGGAGACUGAGCUGGUCAUUGGAAGGCCCGGGUCGUCUAGCUAGCAGCAGUAGAAAAUUGAUUGAUUAAAUCUGCUCAAUCGAUCAGUCGAUGAAGAUCGAUGCAAAAAUCGAUCAAAUAUGUUUGUCCAUAUAUAAAAUCAGUUUAAUUAGGUCGGUGUGAGACUGGAGGAUAGCGAUGCAAAAAAUAAUUGACAGGCUGCAGCAAGUGCAGGUCUUAUAAAAAAAAUUGGUCGCAACAUCGAUCUGCAUGCA
Molecule: messenger RNA, 1178 nt
Organism: Triticum urartu
Lineage: Eukaryota; Viridiplantae; Streptophyta; Magnoliopsida; Poales; Poaceae
Product: MADS-box protein SOC1
Biological process (GO): positive regulation of transcription by RNA polymerase II
Cellular component (GO): nucleus
Molecular function (GO): RNA polymerase II transcription regulatory region sequence-specific DNA binding; protein dimerization activity; DNA-binding transcription factor activity
Source: RefSeq, a predicted model, not a curated record